Amyelois transitella is the source of this 904-nucleotide messenger RNA. RefSeq names its product ribulose-phosphate 3-epimerase (gene Rpe). NCBI's taxonomy places the organism in Eukaryota, Metazoa, Arthropoda, Insecta, Lepidoptera, Pyralidae. The record is from RefSeq and is a predicted model, not a curated record. The transcript is spliced from 4 exons. The coding region runs from base 122 to 799 and encodes 225 amino acids. Gene Ontology annotation, cellular component: cytosol. Gene Ontology annotation, biological process: pentose-phosphate shunt, non-oxidative branch; carbohydrate metabolic process; pentose-phosphate shunt. Gene Ontology annotation, molecular function: metal ion binding; D-ribulose-phosphate 3-epimerase activity.
GCGCUAUUUAGUUUAUGACCGCCUCCUCGUUAUUCACUUUGAUAAUAAUAAUUUUACAAUAUUAUGCUUAUGUAUUAAUUUGAUAUCUAGAUAGGUUACCCAUUGCAAUAUCUUCAUCAAUAUGAGUAAAAGUUUAAAAGCUCGAAUUGGACCCUCCAUACUCAACGCGGAUUUAUCAAAAUUAUAUGAAGAAUCUCUAAAACUGCUAUCUAAUGGUGCAGAUUACCUUCAUUUGGAUGUAAUGGAUGGUCAUUUUGUUCCCAAUCUUACUUUCGGACAUCCAGUGGUCAAAUGCCUUCGAUCCAAAAUAAAAGAAGCUUUUUUCGAAACUCACAUGAUGGUCUCAAAACCUGAACAAUGGAUUGCACCUAUGGCUGAUGCAGGAGUUGAUCAGUACACAUUUCACAUAGAACCUAUUACAAAUGUUGAAGAAGUAUGCAGAAAAAUAAAAGAGAAUGGAAUGAUGGUUGGCUUAGCAAUAAAACCAGGGACACCUGUUUCUACAGUUGAGAAAUACAUAAGUUUAGCAGACAUGGUUCUGAUCAUGACAGUGGAACCAGGGUUUGGGGGACAGAAGUUCAUGGAGGACCAGAUGGAGAAAGUGAAGUAUCUGAGAGAACACUACCCAUUGCUGAAUAUCGAGGUUGAUGGUGGUGUUGGCCCAUCAACAAUUGGCUAUUGUGCUAAUGCUGGAGCAAACAUGAUAGUCUCAGGAACUGCUGUGAUUGGUUCAGAAGAUCAAGGUGCUACUAUCAAACUAUUGAGAGACACUGUUGAAGAUGCUAUUGCGAAGCGGUGAAGUAUAUCAUAAGUACACAAAUUACAUUCCUAACAAUAGGAAAUUGGUCUUCCAAAAUAUAUUUUUAUUAGGGUUUUACCUUGGAAAUAAAAAAAUAUGUUGUAA